ACUCUUCCAGGCUGCUUUUCAUUCGACACGUUCAAAAUAAAGAGUGAACACCGUCCACACUCACACAGAUGAAGAGACGAAGACUUUGACGGUGGAGGAAAACAGAAGGGUGAUCUUAGAGGAGAGGUCAAUAGCAUAAAAUAUUCAUAGCAUUGGACAUGGUGAAUUUGUUACAUAAGCCACAGUGGCAGGCCGUCGUGAUCGUCGUAAUACUCACUAGGGUGGCUCUGACUCACGCCCUGCCAACCCCAGGGCAUCACAGCCACAAGCGCUUAAAACGGGAGAGACUUCAUGCCAUACAGAAGGGAAUUCUUAACAAACUAGGACUACAGAAAGUUCCGGACGCUUCACGUUUUAACAUUACCUCAGAAGAGAGAGAAAAAAUGAUACGACUUUAUAACAAAUCCUUGCAAUUGUCUCACGACAGGACUCAUGUAUUGUACGAAAGAGAGGAAUAUUUCGCCAAAACAUUUCACAGUUUUUCAUCCACUGACCCGCCAGCUGCUAGUGAGAUUGAUCCAAGAUUAUGGAAUGACAACAAAAAGACAAGACUUUAUUUCGACGUUCGCAUUCCUCAGCCGAAGGACGGCUCACAAAGACAACUCCACCUUCACUCUGCCACAUUAAAUCUCUUUAAAACACGGACGUUUCCACAACGCCUUAAAGACAAAACAAACGUAGGGAAAAGCAUAACCCUCAGUGUUUAUCAUUAUACCAGGCGUUUAAAAAGUGGGAAAAUAAUUUCAAGACGUUUGAUUGAUUCAAAGCCAGUAUCUUUAUAUGAUCCAGGGUGGAUUAGUUUUGAUAUUAAAGACUCAGUCCAAGUGUGGAUGGACAAUCCAAGAAAAAACUUUGGUAUCGAAGUGACCUCGGAAGGUCAGGAUCUUAGUGAGUUAGUAGAAUUUUCUAUGAAUAGAAACAGUUCCCAAGACUCUACCAACGACACAUACUCCGUUGAGAACGAUUUAUCUCCGUCCUUGCAUAUAUAUACACAACUCCGACCACUCCCCGGGCGCCCAAAGCGGACCCUGGAGAGAAAAGACUGCGCGGGAGAAGGAAACGAGCGCUGCUGCCGUCAGCCGCUCCGAGUAUACUUUAAAGACAUCGGCUGGGACAGUUGGGUUGUGGCGCCGGAAUACUACGACGCGUAUUAUUGCGACGGUUCCUGUCCGCAUAAGUACAAGAGUGCGUACACUUUUUCCACUAUCAAGGCUCUUAUCCAGUUAUUCAAUCCCGCCGCUGCCCCAGCUCCCUGUUGUACAGCCAACAAACUUAGCCCUCUCAUACUGUUACAUUUUGACGAAGACGGUAACUUAGUGCAGAGAGAAUACGAUGAUAUGAUUGUUGAAGAAUGUAAGUGCGCGUAAGUUCACCUGUAGACAAUUACGCUAUUUUUGUCUUGUUACAAUAUAUCUAGGGGGUUAUUGUCCCUUAAAUGUUCACUGUGGUGUCAGCAUCCAAAGGUCCGUACAUCUCACCGACUCACGUUGUCAUUAUUCAUCCGAUUUGAUAUUCCUAGUAUUGUCAUCUCAUCCUGAGCAAUGUAUUAUAAUGCUUGUUAUUUAUUGACCGUGUUCACAAAUUAAUUUAUUUGUUAUUUAUAUGGAUGUGAAUGUUUAUUUUUAUACUAUUUUGUUACGGAAAUCAAAGCUGUAAAACAGCAAGAUUUUGAGGAGGAGGGUUAUUAAACAACGGGUGGCGAACGCUAGCGGGAACGGUUUGGAAAUGUUGGCGUUUUGAAAGACAAGGCAUAAGUUUCUCGGUGCGCUUAACCAGUGCGAUACUUUUACGUCUCAUGUGUUAUUGUUAUCGUGGUGUGAAUCUCAUUCUUUAACCUGAUAAUUGUUUUUUUUUUUUUUUCUGUUUUUGAGAAAAAGUGCCACUGCCAAUGAAUUUUGUUCCGAAAAAAGAAAUAUUACUUUUGACUGACGAAUCUCAUCCCGGAGAUAAAGGCGUGCAAUAGUGUGGAGAUACUGUAGGCGUAAGAUUAGCGUUGGUUAUUGACAUGUUAUUCCGUUUUCCUGGGAUGUUUUACUCUUGGAAACAAUGGGGAUA
Lingula anatina is the source of this 2055-nucleotide messenger RNA. Its product is annotated as bone morphogenetic protein 7. The record is from RefSeq and is a predicted model, not a curated record. Gene Ontology annotation, cellular component: extracellular region. Gene Ontology annotation, molecular function: growth factor activity; cytokine activity. Lineage: Eukaryota; Metazoa; Brachiopoda; Lingulata; Lingulida; Lingulidae.